This is a messenger RNA of Acanthoscelides obtectus, 13063 nucleotides long. Lineage: Eukaryota; Metazoa; Arthropoda; Insecta; Coleoptera; Chrysomelidae. The record is from the annotation of a GenBank genome assembly.
GUCACUAGUCACGUAUUGGCAUUUGUGAUCAAUGACAUCUCUUUUUGGAAAUGGAAGGUUCACCGUAAAGUUUGUGCCGUAAAGUUUAUCAAGGUUGGAUUUUCUUUUAAACCGUGAUGCUUCUUUUUGUGUCCCACUAAUUUCCACUUAUAUUACUUAUUUUUGUGUUAUUUGAUAAAACGAAAAUGUCCACGGGCAACAAUAUCGAAACGGAAUACCUAGAACUGAAUUCGAAGAACGAAUGGUCGGCUCUCUACCAGAGAAUAAGAUCCCAAAGUCAGAAAGAUGGUUCCUCAUGUGUAGAGGCAGUCAAGCCUCAAAAUAAGAUCCUGAACAGAUACAGAGAUGUUAGUCCCUAUGAUCACAGCAGAGUUAUACUUCAGAGAGGUUCUACAGAUUACAUCAAUGCUAACUUGAUAAAAGUAGAAAGAGCCAAUAGGCAAUACAUACUGACUCAAGGGCCCCUAUCAAAUACUUACAGUCACUUUUGGUUGAUGGUAUGGGAGCAACAAACAAAAGCAAUUGUUAUGCUUAAUAAAUUGAUAGAAAAGAAACAGGAUAAAUGCUACCAAUAUUGGCCUUCUAAGAUGGGUGCAGAACAUGUAAUGAAUUUACAUGAUGUUGGACUAACAGUGGAGUACACACACUUAGAGGAUCAUAGCUACUACUUAACCCGCACAUUGCGACUAACUGAUGCUGAGAGUGGCGAUCACAGAGACAUCCUUCAGUUCCAUUAUGUAACGUGGCCAGAUUUUGGCGUUCCAACCUCGCCUGCAGCCUUUCUAUCUUUCCUUACUAAAGUGAGAGAUGCUGGGGCUUUAGAAGAAGAUGUGGGACCAGCCAUUGUGCAUUGUUCUGCAGGUAUUGGAAGAUCUGGUACUUUCUGUCUGGUGGAUUCCUGCUUGGUAUUGAUUGAAAAGUUUGGCUUAAACUCAAUAGAUGUAAAAGAGAUCCUGUUAGAAAUGAGGAAAUAUCGAAUGGGGCUCAUACAGACACCAGAACAACUGAGAUUUUCAUAUCAAGCUAUCAUCGAGGGAGCCAAGCAACUAACCAAUCAAAAUCAAUCUCUUGAUCAUAUUGCGGAGACAAACAACCACAUAAACGGAGAUGGCGACAGCUUGAAGACAAAUAAAAUCGGCGUAACCACUGGCAAUUCAGUGGAGGUUGAUGACACUUCCUCGUCGGAGGAAGAGGAUGAUGGCCCCCCGCCUCUCCCGCCUCCUCGACUGGACAGUUUGCUGCACCGAAGGAAUGGGGAACUUCAACCAGACAGGCCAUUGCCCCUUAUACCAAACAGUGUAUCCGACCAGUGUCUUAACUAUGAGGAGCAUGAUAACGACGAAGAGGUCCCUUAUAUUCCUACUGGCCCAUUACCAACAGUCCCAGGAGAUGAAGAGCACAGCGAGUCAGAUGAUCAGGAGAAUGACCCGAGAUCUGAAAGUCCUGCUUCAGGUCAAUCAGAUCAGUCCAAUUCUACACAGAAAAGCUCAUCGUACGAAGUGCGCCAACGCAAGCGCGCCCAGCGUAAGGAGCACAUGGAGGCGCAAGUGCGGGAUAUGAAACGUCGCCAGCAGUCAAACGAACAGUGGACGCAGUUGAAGAGGUCUCUUUACAUACCCUUAAUGAUCGGGGGCACUCUCCUGUUAGGGGGCGGCCUUGUCGCUUAUGUUUAUUAUAAAAAUUGAGAAAGAUAGAGGGCGCGAGUAGUUAGGCAGAGAGAGCGUUGUUGUUGGAGGGGUUAGGCGCAAUAAUGGAGAGACGGUGUUGGGUAUGUUGGGUUGUUACAGCGAGUUAAGAGGUGGUAUGUUUGUUUCUCUAGACACGAUUUAGAGUUCCUGGUAUAGAAUAAAGAUAGUUUGUCCGUUUGUUGAAUUGAUUGAUUUAGAACCCAUUGGUUAACGUCUUGCUAUUUUAAACCAAUUAUGCCCGGUUUUCCAAUUGCAAGCUAACUAUGAUAUUACUGACAGCCAGAAGUUAAAUGUUAAAACCAGUUUUCUAAUGUCAGGUUUCACUUGAAAUGGUAGUACACAUUAACCAGCAGACAAUCUACGGGGUAACUAGAAAUUGUGUUAAACCGUACUACCUAACCUUUUUGAUUAACAGUGACAUGAGUUUUCGCGGAUGACACGAGACACAAACGUCGAGCGUCAGAACUAAUUAAAAAUGAGCGAGUUUCAUAUGUUUCAUUGAAAAAUGAAUUUACAGACAACUACCAGUUAACUUAGAAAUUAAAGUUAGCAAAUUCAGAUGUUAGACAGCAUUUGAAAAACCGUUAACUGAUAGUUUUUGAUUUAUUCAAGUCCAGACAGAGUUUAUUCCAAUAGAUAUGAAAUACUUCGGUUUAACGUGCAUUUAGAUAUUGUUUGCUUUUUUGCUACUGACCACUCUUAGAUUCUUAAGAAUAUAGUCUAAUAUUUGUGAUAAUGUACAUAUAGUAAAAAAUGAAACUGCUAUUUAUGACCUGUUGAUAAUUUAAACUAAAGUUUACUUUUUACGCGAAACAUGAAAUAGUACAGGAAAGUAAUGAGCUUCUUUUUUCAAAAUUAAUUGAUUAUUUAUGUAAAUGAACUCAAUAUUCUCCGAAAUAGCACCCUUUUGCGUCGAUACACUUUUGUCAGCGUGAUUUCCAAACCGCGUAUGUUCCCUGGAACUCCUCGCCUGGGAUGCUGUUUAGGGAGACCGCCAAAGUAGCUUGAAUGCUGUCUAGGGUGUCCAGAUGCUGACCAUUGAGGUCCCUUUUUAGUCGGGGAAACAACAAGAAGUCAGCUGGAACCAGACGUAGCUGGGGCACCGUCGUGGACAGCAAUAAAGCGGACACCCAGCCAACAGUCUGUGCUGAGAAUUUUUCGCACACUGGUUACAUUGCUCUCUGCCCGCGAUGUCGCCUCUCGCCCCUCCCGGAACGACUUUUGCUACUUUUUUACUUGUGAAUAUGUUAGGCAGAUAUCCCCAAACGAUGUUUCAAGCAAAUCCGAUGUCUCUAUUGGUGUUUUUGUUUAGUUUCAAACAAAACUUCAUCGUGUAUCUCUGCUCUAAAGUUGUUUCCAUCAUAACUUCGACGGUGUCGCAAAACAAGGGCUUACAAAAAGUAGCGUACGCACCUUCCAAGAGCUCGGAGGCAAGCUGAAGGUUUCCCCCAUCCUUCCCAACUGGUCGCGUCGCGCUACGUUGCCAAGUUGCGUCACAAAUAAAUGAAGCUCAUUACUUUCAAGACAAACCCUGUAUAAUUAUAAGUUUUUCGUUAACCUAUAUUCUUACUGGAAGAAGGCCUGCUUCUUGCAAAGGUAGUAUUUGAAGUAAUUUUCACAUGCAGUUCACCAUUGUAAUUUUUUCGGAAAUGUGGUACUUCUUCCAAGGUUCGAAGCUACGGGCGCAUGGGGCUUACUGUACUGAAUAAAAGCUGUUGAAAGUUAAAUGCAACUGUUUUCAAUUUAAAAUCUCGUUCACUUCCAAAGCCUUUGUCAUUUGAACGUGGCUCCACUAAUUUCAUAUUUUUACUAGAUAAACCGGUAGGUGUGUGGUUGCUUCAGUGAUCCUUAACUCUGGAAAACGCCAAAAUUAUGAAUGUUAAAACUGCGGGUAUUUUUAGAAAAUGUUUCUUAUUUCUAUUUCAAGAAAUUGAGGGAGAAGCGCACGUGAAAAAUAUUGUUUGUCUUCAUUUAAGUUUUUUCCUUUGAUAAAGUUCAUAAUUAAAAUAGGGUGAUAUUAGAAGAUACGGAAAGCAUCCAACACCGUCUCUCUGUCUAAUUGAUGGACUCUUUUGCAAGAUUCGUUUAUAUUAUGUUAUUUAUUAGUGAACGUACACAGAUGUUUUUGGUAGCACUGAGGAACUUUAUAUAUACGUCAUGUAAACUUCGUUUUAUAAACACAGUUAAACUUUUUACACAGCAUAAAUACAGAACUGAUGCAGAGUUUCGUUGAACGGUUUGUAAAAAACAUUCAUUGGUUUCUGGUGUUUCAUAAAGAAAAAUGGUAUUUAGAAUUUUCACUGUUCAACGAUCAUAAAAUAUAGUAGAAACUAAAAAUCUUGUAAUAUUUAGGUUGCUCUGAAAGUAUUGUAAAAUAUCCCAUGAAGCUUUGAAAAAAUGUGUCGCUGCAAUCUGUGUUAAUAUGGAUGCUAUGCGCGUAUAAACUUUUUACAAACCGUCCAGAACAGAUACACUAAUAGCAUGAAGUAUAGAUUGUGUUUCAUAUGAGAAUAAUAUCAUAAUAGUAUUUUUGCGUCGAAGACGAUUACUGAAUUAGGGGAAACUGGGGUAAGAUGACGAUACUAAGAGAAACGCAUUAUUAUAUAACGAACCCAUUUAUUUUAAAUCUUGGAAAUGAAUACACAAAAUAAGAAACAUAUAUCCUAAGCAACUAAAUUAAGUAGAGUACUAAAAAACAGUUUUUGGUAAAAAACGUCGAAAGAAGGUAAAAAAAUCAUUUUAGUCAUCUUACUUCAUGAUACGGGUAAGAUGGCGAAAGCAUUGGGGUAAAAUGCUGAAUGCAAAAAUCGCAGCAAAAGUGACCGGUAUCGUAUGAAGAACAAUCUGCGUGCCACCACCCUCGACAGGACGAACACUGUAUCCAAUUUUCAGUUAGCAGAUCUUCAUAUAUUUCAUUACAUAUUAUUACAUACGAAUUUUUCAGAGUCAUUUUCAUCAAUCGCAUUCUGGAUAUUAAGACCACUACUAGGGCCAGUUUGCUCAGGCACCGAAGAUAUUGAAUAAAUUGUAUUAUUUGCAAAUUCUUUCUUUUUCUUCGGUAUUUUUUUUUAUUUUUCUGUUCACUUUUUUCCCAUUAUUAACUUUUUAUUCCAUAUCCUUCUCAGCUUUUUCACUUUCUUUUAUUUCUAAAGAGUUCUUAACAGGCGUGCUGCUAAUAAUAGACACAGACAUUUUUAUUCGGGUUGAGGCAUCGGUUUUAUUUUUUUGAAAUUUUUGUGAUUGUAUGAUAUGAAAAAUUUCCGCUUAGUGGAUCCUAGUUCAUCUACAACCGGAUUAGUAGCUGUCAAUACCUCUGGUCUGUUCUGUUCUGGAUUCCUAUUUGCCUUUAUUAUCUUCGCAAUAAUAGAUAAUGCAAUGUCAUCAUCAGAAUCAGACUGCAAAUCGACUUCUGUAGGACGAUUAUUUGCUGAAGCUGGUUCAGCCACCUCAUGUGAAUCUUCGCGCUCAGUUUUUGCCGCUGGAGCAAAAUCGCCGUCUUCAAAAGACUAUAUCCGCAUGCUUUAAAACCUUUUACUGCAUCGCUGUUCCGGGAUGAUGAACAAGAAACGCAUUGCAAGCUUGAUUAUAACAUACUUUCAGGGGUCCGAAAAAAGCAAGGUCGAGCGGUUGUGGACGAUGGGUUGUGUAGGGGGGGGGGGGGGGGGGGACCUGACCAAUAUUAUGCCCUUUUCCCUACAGUAGUUAAUACCGUGGAAGGAAAUAUAUGAGGCAUGGUUUUCGACCAAUAACAGCACGGGAUCAUUAAUGGAAGGCUUCGUGAAAUAUUUCAGGUAUGCUAGAAAACUUUCAGAUGUCAUCCAACCGGAAGCUUGUGCUGUUCUUUCCGAUCCAGCUGGGCAUACAUAUAAAAGUUCAGGUUUCAUCCUCUUGCGAGCAAAUACAAAAAACGGCGGUACAUAAGAACCUACUGCACUCAUUGCACAUACUAGAGUUGUACGGCCUCUUUCAUGCAGUUACUAUCUUCCACACGGCGUUGCCCUUUCGGCGUGUCAAUUUUUGGCAGUUUCGUGGGCACAGUAGAUAAUCCAGACUCGUCCUCAUUAUAGACGCGAUCUGUUUUAAAAUUAUAUUUCUGUUCAACUUCUCUAUUAGGUUUGUAAAGAAUUUAUCUACAGCAAUUUUAUUGAAUCCCCUCAAGCGUGCCAUAGAAGCUGCCUCAGAAUUCCUGAGACUAAGAUUGUUAGCUGUUUUAAACCCAUCAUACCAAUCAAUCCCAGCUGACUUUGUUUCGCGGUUAAAUCUGUUCUCGAUCCCAUUUUCUUCAGCAAACUGGAAAGCUAAUUUCCGUACUUGAAUCGAAGUCAAUCCAACACCGCGGCAAUUACAGUUCAAGAGAUCUUCAACAAAAUGUCUGGUUUGCUGAGCGUUAAAAGUACUAUUGCAUGUGCAGGAAGUUCAAUUGCCCUUGCUAUUUCGAUAACGCCUCAGAGUCGUUUCGGGAAUGUUGUAUGCAAUUGAAGCCGCGUUACAACAUAGAGAACCUGCCUUAAUAGCUUGCAGCGGAGCUUUAAGGGAAUCCUCACCCCAUUGUCUACGAUUUGUCUGACGUUGGUAAUUCCUCGGCAUUCUGCAAUCAAAAUAAAAAAAGUUAUUACGUUUCGUCAUCUUACCCCCAGAUGUUUGGAUAACCUAACUUUAUAUUAUUUGUCUUUCAAAACAAAAAAUUAAUAAAACCCAUUUAUAAUUGUUUACUACUAGCCACAACCUUUAACUCAUAAAAAUUAAAAAAGAUUUGCUUACCUGUAAGUAACCAAAACGCUUGAAUAAAGAUCGUAAAAAUUAUAACGACUGACAGGAAAAUAAGUUCGUCCGCUUCAGCGUCAAACGACAAAACGCAUACAUGUAAUGGUCGCUGGAUAUUGAUGCUACAUUGGCAACCUCAGAUGGCGCCACAAAUAUAAAUUUAAAUCAAGUGUACUGCUGCGAAUUUUCGGCAUUCGUCUUCUUUCCCCGUUCGUCAUUUUACCCCAAUUUCCCCUACUUUAUUUACAGCUUUUUGCUGAGAACGUUGAGUUUUGCUCAAAAACGGAGAUAUUACUGAAUUCUACAUGUUAAUGAAUUAUUGCAAAGAAUAGUAGUUUUUGCACAUCUACAAUCACUAUAUUCGAAAGCUCAUAAUUAAUCUUGGAACUAUUCUGAAACCAAUUGUAAAGGACAAAUUGGACAAGUUCCUAAUAUGUUUUCUCUAAUGUAACUUUUACACUAAGGCUGAAUUGUAACGAAUCUUGUCCAAAAUUUCAUCAAACGUCCAGUGUUUAUAUUAGUUUUUGAUGUAUAGCAAUAUCUGUUAUGGUUUUAUCUGGUAGAACACAAAUCCAUACUUAUUCAUUUGAAUGCGCAUAUAAGUACAUAUCAUAAUCAUACUUCGUGUAUUUAUGUGGACAACUCGACAGUUCAUUUUCGAGCUGUCAUAAAGAAAGUAAUAGAACCAGUAGUACAUACGAAUUGAAUCACAGACGCAGGGUGUUUAAUUUUAAGGACGUUGUUGGCGACUGUAUCAAGUAUUCAUAUUUUUUCUCGUAUUAAUAGGAGAGGUAUAUCAGGAAAUGACAUUAUUUGUUACCACAACUACAGUUUAAGGUGUUUCCCUCGAUACCGUAGAAAUACAUGUUAAACAAACGUUUUCUUUUGCAUGUGUACCGCCAGGAAAGCAAUUCAAAGUAUAAUGUCACCUGUACGACGAAAAAGGCGGCCGGGCAGCUGAAACGUCAGUAAAAUUAUUUGAUCAAUGCACGAAUCCAAUCCUUUGCUAGGGAACUCAAAGUGAAACGCAAUGGAAUUUGACAUUAUAUUAAUAAAUACAUUGGACAGGAAAAAUUGGGAGUGUAAAAAUUGAGUUCCGAGGGUAAGGUGAAAAGUUCGCAAUUUGCAGCUCGACAAUGACAGACUGUCAUCCUGGAUUAUGAAAUAAUUUUAUUUUUCUGCAUAAACCCUUUCGAUUCCAAUAUAUUUGGUCCAAUGUUUCUCAAUCAUUACUAUCCCUUCUUGUAAGUGGGACUCUGAAAGGUUGUAAAAAUAUUCAUCUACGAUCUCCGGAACUGUCUUUGAACCCGUAGCGCUCCCAAGUAAGAAAUGUCUUAAGAUGUUUUACCCUUUUCAACAUAUCCAGUUAACAGAAUCCCAUUCGCAUCCCAAAAUCGCUGCAGAAGAUUCGGUUAUGAUCGGCAUUUAGCAUCAACAUAUUUUGCACCAUUUCUACCGAUAUCCUCAUGACUUCAACUAUCUCACUCACCUACACAUGACUACACGAUAUCGCGGACUUUUUGGAUGGUUUCAGGUGUUGUUGCGAUUUUUGGCCGUCUUUCACGUGUAUCUCCAAGGGAUAUGCGACUACGUUUAAAAUCAGCUGCUCAUUUUUCAAAAGUUGAAAUUGAAGGAGCAGAAAUCGCGCUUAACUUCGUAAGAAUUUCCUUUUGGGUUAAUCCAUCCAACACGAAGAAUUUAGUAACGAAAUUACUUCGUAUCAAUCUGAAUGAAAACUACGCAACACGUACACUACAAAAAAUCUACUUUAGAGAACAAGCUGGAAUCUGUCAUAUGAACAAAUGACGUGUGCAUCCAUGCAGGAAUUGGAGCGCCUUUUCUGGGGCAGUCUGAAUACUUUUCACUUUAUCCUCGUCUACACAGCAGGAAUUUAUAUAGUUUUUUUCCAAUGGACAGAAUAAACUAUUUAUCAAAUUAAUGUCACAUCUAGAAUGCCUCUCCUUUUGCGGCAGAAAAAUCGUAAUAUUCUCGCAGUAUGUAAGUCCUAUAGAGAUUCUAAUGGAGAAGCAGGUUUAUAUGGUUGCUCGGUUUUGAAGACUGAAAAAUGAUUGCCAUUUGACAUUUAAAUAGGAUAAAAAUGAAAAUCAAAGAAUAUUUUCCCACUUUUAUACACUUAAUCUAGUUGCAUUUUCUUCGACUUGACUUUUUUAAAAUUUAAAAAGUGGCAAUCAAAUUUGUUGUUUGACAUGGGUGGUUGGUGUGAUCUCGGUGUUAUGUGUAAUUAAAAAGAAAUAUAAGACUUAUUCACUCGGAGAUUAUAGUUUCAGUGAUAGCGUUGGUUUUGUUGAACCUAGAUGAGUUAUUUGAUAGUACGAGAAUUGUUCAGUGCGUGAGGUUUUCAAACACUGAAGAGCCAAGAUAAAGGUAGAAUGUUGCAGAAUUAGUCAAUUCCUAUUCAAUUGCAUCAUACAUGAGCGGUGUUUCCUCUCAUUUCCUCAUGAAAGGAACUCUUUUUAUUGAGGAUUAUUGACUUGUCAACUCGACACGCACACAUUCGUAGUGACAAAUUUUAACUCUAACUGCGAAAUGUUGCGAAAGGAAAGACUGACGUAAUUACUUUCCUCCAAUGACAAAGUUUGAGAGGAGGGAUUGACAGUUAUAUUUUACUAUUCUCUUGUGACUUAAAACAACGGUAUGAUUUAGUGACAAGAAAAAACGCUCAUGUAUGGGCUGCAAAUGGCACAAUUAACUAAAAAUACGCUGUAUGUUGCUCUCGUUAGAAAAACAAUCAAGUUCAAUGAAAAACGGGAGUUGUUUUAAGGGUAUGGAGGCUUGGAAAUGCCUUUUAAAAACGGAAUAAAGUACGUUGGAGAUUACCUGAUUUGGUUUAGUAUGAAAAGGGAAUUGUCAAUUUGAAAUGCAAAUUUUUCCUAACCUCAAUACCUUGCAAGCCUUGCUUUAAAUGGCCACUCUUGCCAUUGAUUCACGUAUUCUGCGUGACUACCUAGUAGAGUUCGUUAAUCAGUGAUUUAACUGAACAUUGCUCGUAACGUCAACGGUAAAUUUUGUUGAAGAACGAAGUAGGCGCUUUGAAAAUGAUUAAUUAGUUUUAAGAGAAAAAGAAGAAUACCUUUCGGUGGUGCAUUUCAUUCUACUAAACGUCUCACCCAAGCUGAAUUUUUGUCACUUGUAUGAUUUUAUCUUAUUACAUUAAUCUGCCAAUUCAAAGUAUUAAAGUUUCUGCAGAUAUUUGCGCUCUACUGCUAUCUGGCUUGUAAUAAAUUGAUAAAAACAUUAAUCACAAAGGUAAUAUAAGAAUUCAGCUUGUUGACAGUUUUUCAGAGUGAAAUCGUAGAAUUUUCGAAACUACUUGAAAAUCAAUGGCACAAAACUAUUUUUUACAUUUUUAUAUAGGAAAGUGUAAUUUUCUACUGAGACUUUCGUAUACCUUACGUUUAUACAUUCCUGUUUUAAGUGCCUACAACUUCUGUGCGUAUUAGAAAUGGAAAAAUUGCAUUGACAAUAUGCAAAUCUUAUGUUCUUUAAUUUAACCAUAGAUGUGACAAUCGGAUUUACCAGCCGAUGUUGUACUUUCGGAUUUCAUCAAACGGGGUACUGUAAAAUUAAUUAGUCCAUUAAUAGCCAAACAGGCUUACAGGUAGACUUUUGUGCGCAGUUUUACUUAAUGUCACAUGUAUAGAUAUUCUUUGAGGAUUGAGUGCCCUUUGAAGAAUGACGUCUGCUUGGAUUAUAGACAAACAAUAAUACUUCCUUGAGAAACGCUCACGGGAGUAUAUGACAUUUUCAUUUUACAGUUGCCAUCACAGGUUUUUAAAAUUUGGAACAGCUUCAAGAUUGUCGAAAUUUGCUCCAUUUAUAUUUCCAGAAUUUUCGAAUCUACUAAAAUUUUGGAAUGUUCAUUAUUUUGAUCAUUUAGAAUAUUUUGAAGAUUUUGAAAACUGAAGAUGAUAAUUUUUAAAAUCUUGAAAAUACCGAAAAACCGGCACAUUUCAACCAUUUGUAAAUUUAAGAAGUUUUAAAAUUUUUGAAAGUGGCUUACCCUGCACAAGGCGUACCAGUAGAUUUGUCUAAAAACCUUUUUUAAUAUACAAAGUGUCCAAUAAGUACCUCGACAAAUUUAAGGAGAAAUAACAAAAACUUACCUAUAUAAAAGUGUCACCGUUUUUGAGAUAUAGAAUUUUUUCUUAAAUUUAAAAAAACACGAACCUUUUCAUCUGUGGUCUUUAGCUGCAUGUACAAAUAAGGUUAUACUUUGUUCAUUUUUUCUAUAAAAUACUUCUAGAUAGUUGCUUUAUCAUAUACAAAUGCAAUGUAGUUAAAAUAUAUUAACGAACCAUGAUAAAAUAAGGACUGUUUUGGGAUUUAUAACCUUCUGAUAUUGUUUCCUCAACUUUCAUAAAAUCAUAUCAGGAGCAGGUAAUAAUAAUGUAGCUUUGUACUAUUUAGCAUGUCACUGAUCGGUAACCAGUGCAACUUGAAUUUAAAUCCAAUAAUUACGUUGUAGUGUGUGUCAGUCACUUACAAAAACAGCUAUCACUUUUUUCUAUUCCAAAUAGUGCGUGUGUGCCUCUCUGAAAUCUGGAUUCAAUGAGCAAUUUUUUUAUUCAAUAUAAUGCAGUUAUAGCCCAGUACAUUUUUGUAUCACCACAGAUGGUCAAAGUUGAGGAAAAAGUAUAAGAAGGUUAUAAAUCCCAAAAUAGUCCUUAUUUGAUCAUGGUUCCUUAAUAUCUUGUAACUACAUUGCAUUUGCAUAUAAUAAUGCUACAAAUUUUUUAUAGACAAAAUGAACAACGUAUAACCUUAUUUGUACAUGCAGCUAAAGACCACAGAUGAAAAGGUUCGUUUUUUUAAAAUUUAAGAAAAAAUUCAACAUCUCAAAAACGGUGACACUUUUAUAUAGGUAAGUUUUUGUUAUUUGGGAGGUCAGCCUACCUUCUCCUUAAGCUUGUCUUGGUACUAUUGGACACCCUGUAUAUAUUUCAAGCCUUUCUGAACAAAAGCUGUGAGACCAAAGCAAUCCUAUGAUUAGUUUAUGAGAAAUAGGGGUUAAAAUUUGCCCAAUUUCCAAAAUUGGUGAAUAUGUGCUGAUUGUAGUUCUCAGACCAAAAACUCGGAAAAUUGUUAUACUGAAAGGAAUCUUCCAUUAAAACACCUUAUAGGAAGGUAUUGGGAGGUGGCAUGUUGAUCAUAACCAUGGUCCUUACAAAGUCAAUUUAGGGGCAAGUUGGUUUUUAUAUGUUGGAAUGGACCUGGCACGAGUGGUUUCUAAAACAAAAUAGCUCAAAAAGGCAGUUCAUAAGAUUGCGAAAAAGUCGUUGUUUUUUACUUUACUUGAUUAUUACCUAUACAAUGGCAACCAAGGACAAUUCAAGGUCACGUUGAUUUUUAAGGUGGAAGGGAAAGAAAAAGCCCUAUAACGAACUCCAAUCUCAAUGGAGACCAUAUCAAAAUAAACCCAUGUACACAGAGUUCAAGCGCCAGAUGCAUAAUGCUCAUUAAUUAUUACAUGAUCAUCAGGUAAAUCGUUAGUAUUUUCAUAAGCUUAUCAAUAAUAUAUCCAUAGUCGAUACUUUAUUGGGCUUCUAAAACGUGAGUUAAUUAUAUGUGUGGAUACCACCACCAACAACAACGUAUCCUUGAGGUGUCGAUGUACAUGCUAUCAAUCGCGUUUUGAAUUCAUGAACAAUGCAAACGCACUUAGAGUCGAAGAUCGUUUAAUAGUAUAAAUCGGCGGCUAAGACAAGUGAAUUCUGUCGCCUGGAAUAUAUAUCUCACAUACGACUCUCCUGAUGAAGAUGGCAAAGUCCAUUGAAAGCUAGAGAUUAAUAAAGUAUAAAGAGUCCCCUUUGCUUGAAUUUUGUCGAAGUACCCAACAAAAGGCGGAAACUUUAAUUUUUCACCUAUAUAUAUAGCAAACUGUAAUAUAGGUUUCGUCCGUCCAACCAUAGACGGCCCAUGUGCUUUUUGGCAACGCAUCAGCAUGGUCUAUAGACUUGGUCUCAGAUGGGACAACGAGCGAAAGUUUGGCAAAUCUCUAUCCAGGAUAUAAGGUCUAUCGGAAUAAUACAGCACAACUGACCCUUAAAUUGAUCAUGUAUCAUGGUCCUAACACCGUCCUACAAGGUGUUUUAAUUCACCAUUUUUACAAAUUGGGUAAACAAUCCUAUUUCUCAGAAACUAAUCAUAGGAAUGCUUUGGUCCGACAUUCAGCAAUUUUACAUAUUGUUCAAACAAUCUUAUUUCUCAGUAACUAAUCAUAUAAAUGCUUUGGUCCGAUGAGAACUUUUGCUUAAAAAGGCGAGUAAUAUAAUAUAUCAUACUGCAUUUAUAGACAAAUCGAUCUGUCAGUUUUUCAAAAUUUUCUAAAUUUGCUCGAUUUUUGACAUACAAAAUUUCCGGAUUGUCAAAAUUUGUUUAAAAUCCAACGAGAGAUUAAACGGCACUCAAUACUUAAGGAACGUCGAUUAAUAUGAUCCUUAAAAUCACCCAUUUCCUGGUGAUUCAAAUGACGGCAACAGUACCCCUCGAAAAGUUGAAAACCGAACGUAUAUAUGAAUAUAAAUUGUGAUUAUUUUAUGGAUUCUUUUUUAUGAAUAACCAAUAAAUAUAUUUAAAGUAAUUAUAACAAA